Molecule: messenger RNA, 2139 nt
Organism: Malassezia japonica
Lineage: Eukaryota; Fungi; Basidiomycota; Malasseziomycetes; Malasseziales; Malasseziaceae
Gene: RMD1
Product: sporulation protein rmd1
Exons: 6
Coding region: 1-2139 (712 amino acids)
Source: RefSeq, a predicted model, not a curated record
AUGUUCGGCGAGGAGUUAGUAACGCCACAAAGAUCAUUAUCACCCUGGGCUGCGCGCCCCGACGCGGCGCGCGACGCGCUUCAAACGUCUGCCCACGAGAACAACACCAAGGUGAUCCUGUCGCCCCUCGAUCCCGAGGAGGACGAGAGUGGAAACGUCGAGUACAAGCUGCAGAUCCUUCCCCCGUCCGUCGAGCGCUUUGACCGGCUCGUCACGCAGCUCAGCUGGCGGUUGAUGGAGGGCGGCGGCACGUGUGUCUACGAGCUCGGGAUACGCGACGACGGCGCGUUGGUCGGCAUUACACAAGACGAUAUGCGCCAGACACUAUCGUACCUAUGUGCAAUGGCCGACAAUGUCGGUGCGACCAUCUCGUUGCAGCGCCUCGUCACCAAGCGCUCGACCGAGACCGGCGACGGCGAGGGGUACGACACGCUGCAUGUCGUGACGGACCGUGCCGAGGCCGACGACCUUCUCUCUUUAUCGCAUGGACUGCCUGAGGCCGAGGUGAUUGGCGUGACGCCCUCGGCAAACGACCUGACGAUCGACCUCGCGACGCCGCCGAGCACGGCGGCGGUCGACGUGACCCUUCCUUACACGCAAGGCGACAAGAGCGACACUCCCACUGUACAAAAGCCUACCGAUGCUGUGGAUAUCCCCCUGCCUACCAAGGGCAAGGUCCCCUCUACGACACGUCGACAGCUGCUCGACUCGCGCCGCGAUCGCCGUCUGGCACGGUUCGAGGCGACGAUCCGCGCCGGCGCGGGGCACGGCGACACAGUGCCCCACACGGAUGCAGUACGGCGAACCUCGAAUCUACACGCGCCCGAGCACGCGAACGACACGCUCCGCUUCCUGGCCGAGGCCGUGAUUACGCAAGACCAUGGCCUCUUUCACAAGAUCCUGCCAGAGGCGCCGACGCCGACCGAGUCGGCUGUGCCGGCCGACACCGACGGCGACGUCCAUCCCGACCUACACUGGGACGACGACGCAGACGUGGAUGACGCCAACCUUGCGCGCCUCGAGCACAUUCCGGAGGGAAGCAUGCGCCGCGAUGCGCUGCGCCUCACCCGCAAGGCUCGCGCGCGGCUGCCGCGUGUCACGGCGUACAGCACCGCGACGUCGUACAAGAUGAGCGAGCUGAUCCAGUGGCUCCAGGCGCGCAAGCAGUCGCACAGCACGAAUGUGCUGCGCUUUGACGAGUGUGUGUACACCACCUACACCUACCAGCACGUCGACGAGGCGCGCGGUGUGCCGAGCACAUCGCCCUGGCAGCUGCGUCGGAAUCCCUCGUACGGCCACAGCGAGGCGCCGACGGGCGACUUGCUGGGCAUUCCCGAGCUCAACGAGGACGGCGCAGAGAACGGCCUGCAGACGAUCAGCGAAGAGGGCGAGGAAGGCGCUCGGCCCCCUGCCGGCGACCGCACCGCGACACGCACACCAUCGUCGGCCUUGCACUUUCUGCCGGAAGUCUUUAUUAUGGAAUACGGUACGAUCGUUAUUUGGGGCAUGUCAUACAUUGAGGAGAAGCGCCUCCUGCGCGAGAUCCGCAAGUUUGAGGUGGAGCGUCUUGCGGUCGAGGACGUCGAGAGCGAGGACCUGAAUUGGUACCUCGCCGACUACAGCCGCAGCAUCUACAACGACGUCAUCACGUUGCGCCGUGGCUCGAGCUAUAUGACCAAGCUGUCGCUGUCGCACGCGCUCGCCCAGUCGACCAAGAUCAGCUUCUUCGAGAGCGUGAUCGAGGCGACGAUCGACACGACCAAGGACAUUCCCCGGAGUAUUGCGGAGAGUGGCAAGGUCGGCAUGCCGCCGGUGGACAUCAUGAAGCACAUCGGUCACCUGUUCAUCCUGCGCAUGAACAUUCAUUUGGUCGGCUCGAUCGUCGACUCGCCCGAGAUCUUCUGGGCGCAGCCCGACUUGGAGCCGCUGUACUCGGCUGCACGCAGCUAUCUCGAGAUCCCGCAGCGCAUCGAUCUGCUCAACAUCCGCGUCGAGGUGCUCCAGGACAUGCUCCAGCUCCUCAAAGACCAGGUCACGUCCAGCCAUUCGGAAUGGCUCGAAAUCAUUGUUAUUAUCCUCAUUGUUCUAGAGAUCAUUUUGGGCGUCACGACGAUGCUGGUCGACUUGUACUUUGCGUAG